Sphaerulina musiva SO2202 is the source of this 1026-nucleotide messenger RNA. Its product is annotated as TPT-domain-containing protein. The transcript has 3 exons. Lineage: Eukaryota; Fungi; Ascomycota; Dothideomycetes; Mycosphaerellales; Mycosphaerellaceae. Gene Ontology annotation, cellular component: Golgi apparatus. The record is from RefSeq and is a predicted model, not a curated record. Bases 1 to 1026 code for a protein of 341 amino acids. Gene Ontology annotation, molecular function: antiporter activity.
AUGGAGUCUCGAACAGACGAUACCCACGAGCUUCUGCACAAGGACGAGCGAGAUGUGGAAGCACAUCGAAUACCUCUCAAUCCGACAAUAACGGCUACGCCUCUGGAAUACACAGUCUCUAUGAGCAAGAAACUGACAUACCUCGCUCUGUACUUUCUGCUAAACCUCAGCGUAACGCUAUCGAACAAGGCACUGCUACGAAUAGCUUCAUACCCAUGGUUACUGACGUUCUCGCACACAUUUGCUACAUCGAUAGGAUGCACCAUCCUUCUGGCCACAGGCCAGAUGAGGCUUUCGAAGCUGACUAUGCGCGAUAACUUCGUACUAAUUGCCUUCUCUGCGCUCUUCACUGUCAACAUUGCCAUCAGUAAUGUCUCGCUUGCACUGGUAUCUGUACCCUUUCAUCAGGUCAUGAGGAGCACAUGUCCGGUCAUGACGAUUCUUAUCUACCGCAUCGCAUACGGGCGAACUUACGACCGCCAGACGUAUGUUUCCAUGGUUCCAUUGAUCGUCGGAGUCGGAUUGGCCACCUUUGGCGAUUACUAUUUCUCGGCCAUGGGAUUCGCGCUCACUCUCUUGGGCGUGGUUCUCGCAAGCGUCAAGACCGUCGCGACGAAUCGACUCAUGACCGGAUCUCUGCAAUUGCCUGCUAUGGAAGUGCUAUUCCGGAUGUGCCCCUUGGCUGCCGUGCAGUGUUUGUUCUACGCGGCCGGAAGUGGUGAGAUAACCAGACUAGGAUCCGCCACGCCUACGACUGUGUUCACGACCCCCUUGCUGAUUGCCAUUGUUGGCAACGCAGCCAUGGCAUUCUGUCUGAACCUCGUCUCUUUUCAGACGAACAAGGUGGCUGGCGCUCUCACUAUUAGCGUGUGCGGCAAUGUAAAGCAAUGCCUAACUAUCCUCCUUGGAAUCGUCUUGUUCAACGUCAGAGUCGGUGUGUCGAACGGGUUGGGGAUGGUCGUAGCAACUUUAGGCGCUGCGUAUUAUUCCAAAGUGGAGCUUGACCGAAAGAGGGCAUCCAUUUGA